Molecule: messenger RNA, 2169 nt
Organism: Chionomys nivalis (European snow vole)
Lineage: Eukaryota; Metazoa; Chordata; Mammalia; Rodentia; Cricetidae
Gene: Tgm3
Product: transglutaminase 3
Exons: 13
Coding region: 1-2169 (722 amino acids)
Biological process (GO): peptide cross-linking
Molecular function (GO): protein-glutamine gamma-glutamyltransferase activity
Source: RefSeq, a predicted model, not a curated record
AUGCCCCCUUCCACAUUUCUCAAGGUAGGCCUUUCCCUGAACCUUGAGAUUGCUGUUUCAUCUAGAUUGCCUGGUUCUGCUUUCUGUCUCAUAGCUUUAGAAGUCCAAAAUGUCAACUGGCAGAUGCCUGUGAACCGGAGGGCACAUCACACAGACAAGUACUCCAGCCGGGAUUUCAUUGUUCGGAGAGGACAGCCUUGGGAGAUGGUAAUAUCCUGCAACCGAAGUCUCGAGUCCGGAGAAGAUCUGAACUUUGUUGUUUCUACAGGUCCCCAACCCUCAGAGUCAGCCAGGACAAAGGCUGUGUUUUCCAUCUCUGGGAGAAGUACAGGUGGCUGGAGUGCAGCCCUCAAAGCCAACAACAACAAUAAUCUGACCAUUGUUGUCGCCAGUCCUGCCAAUGCACCCAUCGGGUGGUACACAAUGAAUGUUGAGAUCUCCUCCCAGGGCAGGGUCUCCUCUCAGAAACUCGGAAUGUUUAUACUGCUCUUCAACCCAUGGCUGCAAGCGGAUGAUGUUUUCAUGAGUAACUCCGCCGAAAGACAAGAGUAUGUUGAGGAAGACUCUGGCAUCAUCUACGUGGGUAGCACAAACCGAAUUGGCAUGGUUGGCUGGAACUUUGGACAGUUUGAAGAAGACAUUCUGAGCAUCAGCCUCUCCAUUUUGGAUAGGAGUCUGAAUUUCCGUCGUGACCCUGUUACUGAUGUGGCCCGCAGAAAUGAUCCCAAAUAUGUUUGCCGGGUGCUGAGUGCCAUGAUCAAUAGCAAUGAUGACAACGGUGUUCUUGCUGGGAACUGGAGUGGCAAUUAUGCCGGUGGCCUGGACCCCAGGACCUGGAAUGGCAGUGUGGAGAUCCUCAAGAACUGGAAAAAAUCUGGCUACAGACCAGUCCAAUAUGGCCAGUGCUGGGUCUUUGCUGGGACCCUCAACACAGUGCUGCGGUGCUUGGGGGUUCCCUCUCGGGUGAUCACCAACUUCAACUCAGCUCAUGACACAGAUCGCAACCUCAGUGUGGAUGUGUACUAUGACGCCAUGGGAAAUCCCCUGGAGAAAGGCAGCGACAGUGUGUGGAAUUUCCAUGUCUGGAAUGAAGGCUGGUUCGUGCGGACCGACCUAGGCCCCUCGUACAAUGGAUGGCAGGUGCUGGAUGCCACCCCGCAGGAGAGAAGCCAAGGUGUGUUCCAGUGUGGUCCCGCUUCCGUUAACGGAAUACGUGAUGGUGAUAUAAACCUGAAUUUUGACAUGGUCUUCAUCUUCGCGGAGGUCAAUGCCGAUCGCAUCACUUGGAUCUACAAUAGUAGCAAUGGCAGCCAGAAGCAGAAUUCUCUGGACACUUACUCCAUUGGCAAAUACAUCAGCACCAAGGCUGUGGGCAGCAACUCUCGCUUGGAUGUCACAGACAAGUAUAAGUAUCCAGAAGGUUCCAGUGAGGAGAGACAAGUGCACCAGAAGGCUUUGAGUAAACUGAAACCGAAUGCAUCUUUUGGCCCCACAUCUGUAAGAGAUUUGGCAGGGGAGGAAGGGGCGCCCAGCAUUUCUGGGAGGUUCAGGGUCGUUGGUGCACUGGCAGUGGGCAAAGAAGUCAGUCUGGCCCUGAUGCUCAAAAACCUGACAAGAGAUAGGAAGACAGUGACAGUGAACAUGACAGCCUGGACCAUCGUCUACAAUGGCACUCUUGUCCACGAAGUUUGGAAGGACUCCGCCACAAUAUCGUUGGAUCCCGAGGAAGAAAUACAGCAUCCUGUGAAAAUCGCGUACUCUCGGUAUGAUAGAUACCUGAAGGCAGACAACAUGAUCCGAACCACAGCCAUAUGCAAGGUGACAGAUGAGGCAGAGGUGGUGGUGGAGAGGGACGUCAUCCUAGACAACCCCACCCUGACUCUGGAGGUGCUGGAGGAGGCUCAUGUGCGGAAGCCUGUGAAUGUGCAGAUGCUUUUCUCCAACCCCCUGGAUGAGCCAGUGAGGGACUGCGUGCUCAUGGUGGAGGGCAGCGGCCUGCUACGUGGUAACCUCAAAAUCGAUGUGCCAGCCCUGCGUCCCAAGGAGAAGUCCCGGAUCCGAUUUGAGAUUCUUCCCACCCGGAGUGGCACCAAGCAACUGGUCGCCGACUUCUCCUGCAACAAAUUCCCAGCCAUCAAGGCCAUGCUGUCCAUUGAUGUGGCCGAGUGA